GUGGGAUGGGCAUUACAUAUGAGACUCUUGCGCUGGAUGCAUGUCAGGAUGCUGUUUUUGUUUUGUUUUUGCCUCGCCAUUGCUUCGUCAUUGGGGGCAGAGUUCACUUUGGUAGGAGAAUGUCCAGAUGUGAAGAUACAGGAGAACCUUGAUCAUACUAAGUUUUCAGGAUUAUGGUACAACGUGGCUAGUUACGCCAGCGAUGGUCGUGGGAUCUACGACUGUGCCUCUCUAGAGUUUCAAGAGGACAACCUCGGGUACACCCUCCACGAGACGUACGUGGACAUAGACCAAGGGAAUAGGACGCAGAAGUCUUACUUUGCAAGAGUUGAUCCAACCUUUGAUGCCGGAAACAAGGCCCAGUUUAUCGUUAGCCAUGAAGAUGGAGAUAAAGUACUGCAGUUUCCGUUCUUCAUCCUGUCCACGGAUUACGACGGCUACGCCAUUGCCUACACUUGCAAGACUUUAAAAAAAAAGAUAAGAACUCACUAUGUAUUCACCUGGGUGUUGUCUAGAAGCAAAGAGAAGCUAGAAGGAGACAAACUGAAGAACAUCGAAGAUGCUCUAUCUAAGUACUCCGAGUUGGCUGAGCAUAGACAAUCCUUCGUGCUGAAGGACUUCUCUGAGCAAAACUGCGCGUACACUAAUAAAUAUGGAGUCGAUUUCUUCACCAGCAACUUUUGGUGAUUCGCAUCAUCGAUAUAAAUCGUUAGAUGGGCCCCUACGCUCAAUGUCAUUACUGAAAGACGUGCACGCACAUUUUAUCUUAGUACGCAACAAGCGCAUGCUGUGAGUGGAAUUAGACCUAAAAAAAUAUUUAACUGUUUUUUCUUGUUUAAUCUCUUAAUUAUACCUUCGUACUCAUUUUGUACAUAUAAAGACACAAGCCGCGUCACGAAUAUAGAGAAAGGUGUUACUUUUCUUGCGUAAUUGCGAAACCAAUGACAAUUCCGCGACGCUUCGGGGCCCAUCUACCGAUCUACGAUCGAUGAAUCACAUAGUUUGUCUAUGAUCAAAUUACUGUUUAACAC
Messenger RNA from Bicyclus anynana (squinting bush brown), 1031 nucleotides. Its product is annotated as lopap. Lineage: Eukaryota; Metazoa; Arthropoda; Insecta; Lepidoptera; Nymphalidae. The transcript is spliced from 4 exons. The record is from RefSeq and is a predicted model, not a curated record. Gene Ontology annotation, molecular function: pigment binding. The coding region runs from base 19 to 687 and encodes 222 amino acids.